UCCAGAAAGUACCAGAAGGUAGGAUCCUGAUAAUUGGGUCAGUGAAGAGCAAACAUAGAUGUUGGGGAAGUCCCCUCCUCUGAUCCUGGCUUAAGGCCAGACCUCCCAGGAGUUAGUGAACUUUGGUUCAGCUCUACGGGAGGAAAGAGUGGUUAGAUGUGCCCUGGAUUGGUGGAGGAAAAGUACUGUGAUUGAAAAUACUGUGAGGGGACAAGAGGACCUUCGGCUACUGGCAGGUGACCCUGGGGGUGUCCGGGUCAUCCACUUCUGGACACGGAGAACAGGAUCCUGAUGAUGAAGUGGCCACCAGAGACUCCCAUCUUCAACCAGAGAUUGUCUUAAUGUCUCAGAAGCUCGGGUCAGGACUGAACAAAUAGACCCUCUUCCCAGACCAUAUAAGAAAAACGGAGGAAUCAUGUCCAUGAUCGCAGCUUUCUACAGCAACAAGUCUGUCCUCAUCACAGGGGCCACAGGCUUCCUAGGCAAGGUGCUGAUGGAGAAGUUGUUCCGCACCAGCCCCCAUUUGAAAGUUAUUUACAUCCUUGUGAGACCCAAGUCUGGACAAACACUGCAGGAGAGGGUUUUCCAGAUCCUCAACAGUAAGCUGUUUGAGAAAGUCAAAGAAGUCUGUCCAAAUGUGCAUGAGAAAAUCAGACCCAUCUCUGCAGACCUCAACCAGCGUGACUUCGCCAUCAGCAAGGAGGACAUGCAGGAACUUCUGUCUUGCACCAAUAUUAUCUUCCACUGUGCAGCCACUGUGCGUUUUGAUGCACAUCUGAGAGAAGCUGUGCAGCUGAAUGUCAUCGCCACCCAGCAGCUCCUGCUAAUGGCCAGCCAGAUGCCAAAGCUUGAAGCCUUCAUCCACAUCUCUACUGCCUUUUCUAACUGCAAUCUGAGCCACAUAGAUGAGGUCAUCUACCCAUGCCCUGUGGAGCCAAGGAAGAUCAUUGACUCCAUGGAGUGGUUAGACGACUCUAUCAUUGAUGAGAUCACCCCCAAGCUGAUCGGGGACCGACCCAAUACCUAUACCUACACCAAAGCCUUGGGAGAGAUGGUGGUACAGCAGGAAAGUGGGAACCUGAAUGUGGCCAUUGUCAGGCCAUCCAUAGUGGGAGCAACCUGGCAGGAGCCUUUCCCGGGUUGGGUUGAUAAUUUAAAUGGACCCAGCGGACUCAUUAUUGCGGCGGGGAAAGGAUUUCUUCGGUCCAUAAAAGCUACUCCCAUGGCAGUGGCAGACUUGAUUCCAGUUGACACAGUUGUCAACCUCACCAUAGCAGUAGGAUGGUAUACUGCAGUUCACAGACCUAAAUCAACAUUAAUCUACCAUUCCACAUCUGGUAAUCUCAAUCCGUGUAAUUGGUAUAAAAUGGGAUUACAGGUCUUGGCAACCAUUGAAAAGAUCCCAUUUGAGAGUGCUUUCAGAAGGCCAAAUGCUGACUUCACCACCAACAACUUCACCACCCAGUAUUGGAACGCUGUCAGUCAUCGGGCCCCAGCCAUCAUCUACGACUUCUAUCUGAGGCUCACUGGAAGGAAACCCAGGAUGCUGAAGCUCAUGAACCGGCUCCUGAGAACCAUCUCCAUGUUGGAGUAUUUCAUCAACCACAGUUGGGAAUGGAGCACAAACAACACAGAGAUGCUUCUGUCAGAGCUGAGUCCUGAAGAUCAGAGAGUAUUCAACUUUGAUGUGCGCCAGUUGAACUGGCUUGAAUACAUUGAAAAUUACGUUUUGGGAGUUAAGAAGUAUCUACUGAAAGAGGAUCUGGCUGGUAUCCCCAAAGCAAAGCAACACCUAAAAAGGCUCCGGAACAUUCACUACCUCUUUAACACUGCCCUGUUUCUUAUCGUCUGGCGCCUCCUCAUCGCAAGGUCUCAGAUGGCUCGGAACAUCUGGUUCUUCAUUGUGAGCUUCUGUUACAAGUUCAUCUCCUACUUUAGGGCCUCCAGCACACUCAAGGUCUAAUUAAGAACAUUCCACCAGCCCAUCAUCUGGAACCUCAAGAUACCUCUAAGGCAGUAAACUGUGUCUUAAACUAGGAAGUAACAAGAAGCCUCCCAAGCUUCCAGUCAAACUUGCCAUUCCAUCUUCUUUUCUACUUCUUUUCACUGUAUUUUUUAAAAAAAUUUGGCUCCGUGAGGAAAGUCAGCCUCUAACUGCAUACAUUUACAAAAACCUAACUUCCAGAUUGUCUUGACAUCAUCCACUCUACACUAUCACACAUGAAGCAUGAGAGCACCCCUCUUCCUAUACUUUCCCUUCCCCGACACAACUAAUUUCAAUGUACUGAGCACGGAAGAACACAUGGCAGAAGCCAAAGCAUGCUAGAGAAAGGCAGCACUAACCAGGGAGGCAUGCUCAGUAGCAAGGCACAAGUUCCCAACCAUGGUGGAGGAGGGCAGCUCAACAUCCUGACAAUGCCACAGUAGAGUCCUGGUUGAGUUGAGGGGUGGGAGAUGGGAAAAAUAGACUUAUGUCUGCCCUGUUUCUCACUUGUGUCUGUAGCUUACACCAAAUAUGAACUUAAUCACAUGCCCCAGGGAGUCUUACGUACUUAAGUCAAAGUUUAAAGCGUCUUAUGAUUUUGAUAUCCCUUAGUCUAACUCUUUUUAAUCACCAUUGUCCCGAAAACCUGCUUAAGUUUCCUUCUCAUUUAUUGAUAUUGCCAAAGCCCUUCUAUUUAAGUGUACUUCACUCAGACACCAGUUAGCAAGGCUGAUGGGGAGAGGGAAGUUCCCAGACUAGAACUAUGGAAACCCUCCAACCUUUGCCAGUGAGGAAAGCAAAAUUUCAAAUAAAAUUUUAAGUUCUAGUUUUUGUCUUCAUGUGUGGAGCUGGGAAGAGCAUGUUCCUGCAGCACCUGAGGUCCCUCGGACCCCAGUCAUCCCAGUCACAUGUCAAUUGUAUAAUGUACAGAGGUCAAAAACAGAAAGUGAAGUUUUUGCUUAAAUAUUUAAAUACAAAUACAAACCUUUAUACAUUCACAAAUCCUCAUAUUCAAGCCGUCACCCUAGUUUUGCUCAUAUUUGAGAUUUAGACACGCUGGACUGCAGGAUCUCUGCAUGCUAAAAACAUGAAAUAUUUGAGUAAGGUGUUUAGAACCUAAAAAGUAACCACCACACAAAUUGCUAAAAACUACACACAGAUAGUUAACGUGUAUGUUUAUAUCCUGGUGGCUCAAGUGUGCCCAGUACUGAGCGCUCCUUGGCUCCAUGAGGAACAUGUUGAGAGGGCCCUUUCUGGUACUGUUUCUGCAAGUCAGAUUCAGGUCAGGGACUACUCUCCAGGCGGAAAACUCAACUCUGAAACAAAAGCACCCAUGGGUCCCCCAUGUGAGACAUCUGCAAGACACUUCUGAGUCAUGUGAAACACACCAGGUAUGGAUACAAUAAAAAUAGGAACUCAAGAUACAGGAUUGGAUUUUAAAAAGUUCUAAAAAUGUACUACCUUUUGACCAUUGUUUCAUCAAUCCAAGAACUCCAGGGAUUUAAUAUUAAUUUGAACUUCUUAUUAAAUAAAAUUCUGAAUUACCA
Molecule: messenger RNA, 3531 nt
Organism: Peromyscus maniculatus bairdii (prairie deer mouse)
Lineage: Eukaryota; Metazoa; Chordata; Mammalia; Rodentia; Cricetidae
Gene: Far2
Product: fatty acyl-CoA reductase 2
Biological process (GO): long-chain fatty-acyl-CoA metabolic process
Cellular component (GO): peroxisome
Molecular function (GO): alcohol-forming very long-chain fatty acyl-CoA reductase (NADP+) activity
Source: RefSeq, a predicted model, not a curated record